UGUCGUCGCGGGGUUUGCUGCUAAGCGCCUGUCAACGCCUCAUUGUUGCACCAUUCGUAGCCGCGAUCGAUCCUCCUUGGGUUUUGCUGCUGCCUUCCCCCUGUUGACAAUGCGAGACCGCCCACAGCCAGGCCGGGCAACAGCGACCGACAGUUCAUCGUAUCGUCCCACUCUGUUUGCCCCCGCAGAACAGCCAGCCCCUUUCCCUUUGACAAUUUUCAGGGGUCUGUCGGUCCGCCCUGGGUCCGAGCACCAGACACGAGUCGCGUCUUGAAGAAAUUGGUCGCUUCCCUGCUUUGCCGACCCAGCCCUUGUCUGCUGUCCCAAGCUGAGUGCGGCUCCAGAGGUGGGAAGUGAUGUCCGGCUGCACUGAGAAACCAAACAAACGAAAGAAGCAGCAAGCUAUUCGACGGUGGCAGAAUGACCAACGGGUGGUCCAUCGUCACAUCAAUAGCGUGGGCGGCUAGAGGGAUGGAUGCUGGUUUGUCAAGAGGACAAAUUUAGCAAUCACCAGCAACGCCACAAUCCACUAGCCGUCGCAGUAAGCAGUCACACAACCGGUUGGCGCACGUGACGUACACUUGGCCCUUGAAACUCAGAGCACGGAACGUUGGGGGCAUCCAAGUAGACAUCAGCCAGUUCCCCGUGACUGCGCGUUUGUCGUGGGGUAGAGCAUAUUGACCAGCAAACCGCCAUGCCACGCUUUUUUAACCAAAGCAGCAUCGCCUAGGGGACAGCUCGCCGUCUGCCAAACAGGUUUUGCAGUUGAUAGAUAUGUCUUGGUCUUGCUGCGUUGCCCAGAAGUGGUUGCUAGCAGCAUUAUACGGCCGAUUCCGGUUUGAUUAACAGCAAAACCUAAAUCAUCCUUUUCGGUGUGUUUAUCAUACCUGGACAGUCGGCUCCGCGCGUCCGGUACGCACCACGUCGACCCUGGACGGCUCCAUCCGGGCGGACCCGCAUUAGAAAUCCGGGUGACAACGUUAUGUUCGGCCUGAUCGGGUAUUUUUACAAGUCCCGGCCCUCUGAUCGGGGAUUUACAAGUCCCGCCCCCGCAACGACGCCCGAUAUGUCCAAGGUGUCGAGCGGCAGCAAGACAACAAGCCCAUCGACUUCGGGAUGCCGGAAACGCCGCACCGACGGCUGGGAGUGGUGCGCCUCUUACAAAAAGAUGCAGUCCGCCGGGCUACAGCCAUCUUUGUCCACUGCAUCCCUCCUGAUUGAAACUUUCUCUAAUCACCACCCCCUAAGACAUAACAUCCACAAUCGCCCCAGGCCUGCCUCUAACCACCAUGGCAACCAAGGAGCACCAGGUUGUUAUCGUCGGCGGCGGCAUAACGGGCCUUGCCAUGGCCCUGAUGCUGGAAAAGCUCGACGUCGACUACGUGCUCCUCGAGGCCUACAAGACGAUCACGCCCAAUUUAGGCGCCAGCAUCGGACUCCUCCCGCACGGCGAGCGCGUGCUGGACCAGCUGGGCUGCUGGGACGCGUUGAGGGAGCGGUCCAUGCCCUUCGAGAGAGUCGUCCUGCGCGACGGCGUCUCGGGCCGGCGGGUCCGCACAUGGCCCUUUGGCGACGUCCUGGAGAGGCGGCACGGCUACCCGUCCGUCUUCACGUCGCGCUACGAGCUGCUGUGCGUCAUGCACGAACGCGUGCGGGACAAGCACCGCAUCCUGACCGAGACGAGCGUCGAGCGCGUCGAGACGCACCCGGACCACGCCCUCGUCCGGUGCGCGGGCGGCGGCACGAUCCGGGCGCAGGUCGUGGUGGGCGCCGACGGGGUGCACAGCACGGUGCGCCGCGAAAUGUGGCGCAACGCCGACGAGGCCGGCGACGAGGGCUGGAUCCCGGCGCGGGACCGCGCCCCGGUCCCCGUCGAGUACGGCUGCGUCUUCGGCACCGCGAGCAAGCGGCCUCGGGCGCUGGUGCCUGGCGAGACGGUGCUGGCCAGCGGCCCGGGCCUCAUAGCCACCCUGAUGAGCGGGCCUGACGGGACCGCCUUCUUCUUCAACUACUGGGAGCUCCCCAAGGACCGGCAGCUGUACGAGCUGGACAAGCUCCCCCGCUUCACCGAAAAGGACAAGGCUGAGCAGACGGCGCUCGGCGGGCACCUUAUCAUCAGCGACGGCGGCGCGACCAUGGGCGAGAUGGUGGCCGAGGCCAAGAGCUCCUCGGGCGUCACGUCGAUACCCGUCUACCUGAUGCGGCGGUGGCACCACGGCCGCCUCGUCAUCCUGGGCGACGCCGCGCACAAGUUCAACCCCUUGACGGGCAUGGGCGGCAACGGCUGCCUCGACUCGUGCGCCGCCCUCGUCUCGGAGCUGCACGCGCGCGGCCUGCUCGGCCCAGACCAAAAGGACGGGCCGUGGCCGCUGGCGUCCGUGUCGGCCGCCUUCGCCGCCACCGAGGCCGAGCGCGUCCCCCGCCUCGCGCCCCUGGUCGGGUCGUCCGAGAGCGCGUCGCGCGUGCUGGCCUGGCAGAAGGGCUGGCACAAGGCCCUGCUCCUCUACCUGCUGCCGCUCGUGCCCGCGAGCGUCAUGCUGCGCCCGCAGAGCGUCGAGUGCGCCCGCAGCCCGGGCGCCCGCUUCAUCCCCGCGCCCGACCGCCCGCACGAGUGGAAGUUUGCCGACGAGCAGGAGGCCGCGGGCCAGGGUGGGCUGGCCGGGCGGGCGCUGGCGGCCCUGGUUCCAGUGCUGGUCGCCGUGCUUGCCGCGUGGACCAUCAAGGGGGGAUACGCACCGGCUCGGCUUGGGCUGGUUGGGUUCGGGAGUGUGUAGGGCGUGUACUUGAGUGGCUUCGUGCUUAACGUUAUUUCCAUUUGUACCUUGCUUGUGUUUGAUGGCAUUUAUAAAACUAGGCUAGACACAUUCAACUGCUGUUUCACUGCCA
Molecule: messenger RNA, 2886 nt
Organism: Gaeumannomyces tritici R3-111a-1
Lineage: Eukaryota; Fungi; Ascomycota; Sordariomycetes; Magnaporthales; Magnaporthaceae
Exons: 1
Coding region: 1290-2774 (494 amino acids)
Molecular function (GO): FAD binding
Source: RefSeq, a predicted model, not a curated record